Molecule: messenger RNA, 252 nt
Organism: Adineta steineri
Lineage: Eukaryota; Metazoa; Rotifera; Eurotatoria; Adinetida; Adinetidae
Source: the annotation of a GenBank genome assembly
AUGAAUCAUCGAAUUAUAUUUGGCUGGUUUUUUCCAUUUCUAUCAUCAUUAUCACACGUUAAAUCAUCUGUUCUAGGUAACUUAUAUCCAAUUUUAGAUAAACAAAAUUUACUUGAUAAUGAAAUUAUUCGUGAUGAUAAAAAAAUUUUAUCAUCGACAGUUAAGUUUGAAGAUAAAUAUUUAUUAAAAGAUAUUCUUAGCUAUGAAAAACAUAUUGGAAUACAAAAUUCUUUGAAAUCAUCUGCUGAAUGA